AUGGAGGUCACGCCAUGCAAUUUAGUUCUCUUGGGCUCCGAGGGGGUGGGGAAGAGCGCAAUAUUGCAGCAGUUUUUGAAGAAGACAUUUCGUCCGGAUUACGUCCCGACUACAUUAGAGACAUGUGUGCACGUUGUCAGCGUGGAUGGAAAUACGUAUAGACUGCAUUUUUGCGAUUGCUCCGGCAGUCGUGGAUUUAGCGUUCACCGUGCGCCAUAUAUCGUGGAGGCGCACGGUGUCAUGCUUGUUUACUCUACCACCAGUAGGAACUCGCUUGUGCAUCUUCUGGGGUGCGCAAAUGAGGUUUUUAGUACACGAAGGCAACAUGGCGUUAAAGGGAAGAUUCCCUUUAUUCUUGUAGGCACAAGAGCGGAUAUCGUGGGGCGUCGUGUCGUGACUAUAAAUGAUGCAAAUCGCGUGGCGCAGGGGUGUCUGCUGGCGUUGGGUUUGAAGAUUUUUAAAGAGAAGAAAAAAAUAGGAUACAAGGGUGGGUGCAACAACGGAGGUAUGGAGGUUGAUCCCAUCAACGACCUACCUGUGUUGGAAAUAUCAGGCGCAAAUACACAUGAGGUAUCUCAGGUAGUGUACACAAUGAUUCGCAUGGUGCGUUACUUCCGUGCAACGUCUCGGCUGCCCAGGUUUAGUUUGAUUUGCCCAGGCGUGGUGCCGCGCCGAUAUGUCGUAGUAGAAACAAACUUAGACGCUCAUUCGGGCGGUGCCAGUAGCAGUACUUCCCCGGACGGUCGUUUCACACCGGCGUUGUCUGAUAAUUCACAGGCAACCUCGCAUCGCCACGCUUUUCACAUGUCGCCAGUUGGUUCGGAUGAAUGGAGUGCCUCAUAUUCUCCGAGGAGCGUUGGUGUAACACAAAGCGUGCGUUCAAGUGGCGUGGAAGAGGACCGGGCGAUUGUUCAUCCAUACCUGCAACAGGUAGAAGAUCGUGAGGUCAUCUUCAGCUUACCGCCGCGAAUUUCCUCUGAUGCAUCCGUCAAUGUAUCUGCGAGUACUAAGACGCAAUUGUCAUCCUUUGCAUUGGACGGACCGUCGGAACGACGGGCACCAAAAGUUGGACCAACUGACAGGCAGUGUCCCCGCUGUCACUUCAUGUAG
Messenger RNA from Trypanosoma cruzi, 1110 nucleotides. RefSeq names its product small GTPase, putative. The record is from RefSeq and is a predicted model, not a curated record. Gene Ontology annotation, molecular function: GTP binding; GTPase activity; GDP binding. Gene Ontology annotation, cellular component: plasma membrane. The transcript has a single exon. Bases 1 to 1110 code for a protein of 369 amino acids. Gene Ontology annotation, biological process: signal transduction. NCBI's taxonomy places the organism in Eukaryota, Euglenozoa, Kinetoplastea, Trypanosomatida, Trypanosomatidae.